AUGUCCGCUGCAUACGAUGAUGACUCGGAUUAUGGAUCUGAUGUCGAGGGUGAAUUCUCGAACGUACACCUGGGCCUAGCUGAUGGCCCCUUGGAAGGCGACGAUGAAUUCAACCCCCUCGUCUCAAGAAUUGGUGGGCGGCCUGCGUGGCUGCCACUCUCGCCAAAGAAGCUACCUCCUGCUUCUUUGGUUAAUUGUGCGCAUUGCCAGCAGCCUAUGCAGCUUUUGGUCGAGAUUUUCGCGCCGUUGGAAGACUCGCCGUUUGAUCGCAAUUUGUUUGUAUGGGGCUGUUCACGAGCCAAGUGCCAACGCCUCGGCCAUGGCAGUAUCAAGGCCAUCCGUAUGAUGAAGCACAAUGUGCGAUGGGCAGCCAAGUUAGCAAAGCAAGCAGAGCGACGACGUAUCCGUGAAGAGCGUGCGGCAGCCAAGGCUCGUGCCGAGCAAGAAGCAGAAGCGGAGCGGCUCAAGAAAGAGCGUGAGACCAAUCCAUUCAGUAUGAAGUCCACUACAGGUUCUUCAUUGUUUGGCGCAUCGCUUUUUUCCGAGAUACCUGCCUCGGCUGAGAGCACAGAGCGUGUAGCCGAAGCUUCGAAAGAGGACAUAAUCUCUGAGGAAGAGGACGACGACGACGAUGAUGAUGACUUCAAUGAAGAAGAGCGUCUAGCGGAAGAACUCGCUAUUAAGGCCUCCUUAGAUGAGCAGCGAGCCCAGCUGCAAGACGACUGGGCACGCACGGCAUCGCACUACGAGACGCCGUUGUACCUGAACACGAUACCCGAACCAAUGUACGAAAAGGACGUUGACGACGCAGCGGCCUCGGAGCCAAGUGAGACUGUACCCAUGAGCAGUGGCGAGGGCGAGCAGUAUGAAAAGAUGACGAUUGACGGUGUGGACGACGUCUUUGAGAGGUUCGCUCGGCGUCUCAGCUCGGAAGCGCGCCAAGUCGUGCGGUACGAAUUUGAAGGCACGCCUCUUCCGUUCCAUGCGGCUGGCCCGCUCUUCCAGCAGCUAUGGCCAGCGGGCCUGAAGGGCGGCUAUGACUCGUCGGCCGUACCGCGGUGUGAGCGGUGCAAUGCACCGCGUGUGUUUGAAUUACAGCUCAUGCCGAAUCUUGCAAACCUUUUGCGGAAGGAGCACCUAAGUGAGAAGUCAGAUGUGCAGGGCACGGCCGAGGAGCAGCGACAAGCCGAGAUUGCUUCGUUGCUUGGCAUCUCGAAGGAGGGUGUGUCGGAUGUGCGGACAGGCAUUGCAUGGAGCACGGCAAUAGUGUUUGUGUGCAGCAAGGACUGCUGCGCCGAGUCGGAGGGAUGGGCUGAAGAGUGGGUCGGUCUUCAGCAGGAAACAGAGUAA
Messenger RNA from Malassezia pachydermatis, 1350 nucleotides. RefSeq lists its product as hypothetical. The record is from RefSeq and is a predicted model, not a curated record. Gene Ontology annotation, biological process: maturation of SSU-rRNA. Bases 1 to 1350 code for a protein of 449 amino acids. The transcript has 2 exons. Gene Ontology annotation, cellular component: cytoplasm. NCBI's taxonomy places the organism in Eukaryota, Fungi, Basidiomycota, Malasseziomycetes, Malasseziales, Malasseziaceae.